Molecule: messenger RNA, 1551 nt
Organism: Cylicocyclus nassatus
Lineage: Eukaryota; Metazoa; Nematoda; Chromadorea; Rhabditida; Strongylidae
Source: the annotation of a GenBank genome assembly
AUGCAUCGCCAGGAGUUUAACGAAGCGGUCUAUUACGAGUUUAUCAGAUCCGAUAUCGUAUUACGCGCUAAAGUCACUUACGGCAGUUUGAAUUGCAUGCAGAAGGUUCGUAUGGCUGCCGCUUGCGAAGAAGUGAGUGCACCAGCUCAGGAGGAACAACCUGCAAAUGAGGAGGCAAGCAGCGCUCAAGAACUACCAGAGGCAUCUAGUAAUGUAGAUGGAGCCAUGAAUAAAGUGCCCGGGUUUUCCACAAGAUACUUGAACGAGAAAUGGAUUGGUCGUUACGAUGAAACGGGGCAGUAUAUGGAGUACUUGAAUAAUCAGUGGCGACCUCUACCCGAAGAUGAUUUAGAAUUUGUUCAGCAGCUUUGGCAAGAGCAGGAAGCUGCCGAGACCCAGGUAGUGAAUGGAGUAAAGAUGAAAUGGAAUACAACAGCGCAAGAAUGGCAGAAAGUUGAUGAUGAGGUAGAUGAGGAUUUCAUUGCCAGUUAUCAAGCGACCUAUGGAGUUCCGUACGAUUACAGUAAGAUGGACGAGGAAAGGAAAGCUAAAGAGGCGGAAAGGUUGAAAAAUCACCCCGAUAAAGAAGAUAAAGAGAAGAAGAAAGCAAAGGGGUCAACUGAGCAACAAGGAUGGGUGGACAUGGAAGAGAAAGUCCACGCUGUCUACGUAAACAACUUGCCUCUGGAUAUCACCAUGGACGAAUUCAAAGAGUUCAUGUCAAAAUGUGGUGUGAUUCAACCUGACGCACGGACGAAUAAGCCAAAGUUGAAAUUGUAUGUCGAUGAAAAUGGUGAUCUCAAGGGUGAUGGAAGAUGUGUUUACAUAAAGAAGGAAUCAGUCGAUUUGGCGCUAUCUAUUUUGGAUGGAUUCAACCUACGUGGUAAAGAAGUCCACGUAGAAAAAGCCAAAUUCCAAUUGAAAGGAGAAUUCGAUCCAAGCAAGAAAAGGAAGAAGCUCACAAAUGCGCAAAAGAAGAGAUACAUGGAAAACCAAAACAGGAUUUUCGAAUGGAAACCAGAGAAACCUCGUAACUAUCGUCCUAUCUCAGACUGUACUGUUGUAAUCAAGAAUUUAUUUACCUUGGAAAUGAUGGAGAAAAAUGCUGCCUUGAUGCUGGAUUUGAAAGAGGAAGUCCAACAAAGUUGUUCGAAAUAUGGUACUGUAAAGAAGGUCAUCGUCUAUGAUAGCAACCCAGAAGGUGUUGUCACCGUAACAUUCGAAACAACUGAUGAAUCCGACAUGGCUGUAAAGAUGUUGAAUGGCAGAAUAGUAGAUGGACGGAGGUUAGAGGUGUCUCUUUGGGAUGGCAAAACAAAAUACAAAGUACAAGAAACUGAAGAGGAACGCCAGAGACGGCUAGCUGCUUGGCAAAAUUACAUUAAAGGAGAGAGCGAUGAUGAAGAAUCAGAAAGUAAGAAUCAAUCAGAAAACGUUGCGUCGGAUGCGAAGAAAAAUUCAGCUGAGGAAUCAACAACUGAGACUGGCGAAAAGUCGGGCGAAGUACCCACGCCAGAAAAGAAGGCCAAGUUAGAAAAUGAAAGCGGAUAA